This is a messenger RNA of Seriola aureovittata, 784 nucleotides long. RefSeq names its product D-dopachrome tautomerase (gene ddt). NCBI's taxonomy places the organism in Eukaryota, Metazoa, Chordata, Actinopteri, Carangiformes, Carangidae. The record is from RefSeq and is a predicted model, not a curated record. Bases 81 to 437 code for a protein of 118 amino acids. The transcript is spliced from 3 exons. Gene Ontology annotation, molecular function: phenylpyruvate tautomerase activity.
AAACCGGAAAGAGUCUGUUCCGUCGCUGGUCUCUCGUCCUCGUCUUCCUACAGAGCUGUGAGCAGAUAUCCUUCGCUGAGAUGCCUUUUAUCGUCCUGCAGAGUAACAUUCCGCCGAGCUCCUUCUCGGAGGACUUCGUGAAGAAGCUGUGCAGCAGCACCGCGGCCACUCUGGGGAAACCGGAGGAAAGGAUGAACGUGGUGGUGACCCCCGGGCUGCCGAUGCUGAUGGCGGGCUCCUGCUCUCCCUGCGUGAUGCUGUCGGUGUCUGCCAUUGGUGUGACUGACACUGCUGAGAAGAACAAAGAGCACAGCGCCAAGAUCUUUGAGUUUCUGACCAGAGAACUGGGUCUGACUGAAGACAGGAUUGUGAUUCAGUUCCAUGCGCUGCAGCCUCUCCAGGUCGGGAAGAAGGGGACCGUGAUGAGCUUCUUGUGAAGGAUGUCAUCUCGUGAUGCAGCUCAGUCUCAGAAAACCUCUUAUUUCACCUCACUAUUAAUCACACACUGAUAACUUCCGUUGUGGAUGAUUCAAAGACUCUUCCUAUUAUCAAUCCUGAAAUCACUUGUAUCACAGACUGUUGAAGACCGGACCUGAUACACAUAGAAAAAAACUAUCUGACUAUGAUUUGAAUGUGAUUUCUUCACUUUUAUUUCCUUGUCAGUUUUUUCCUCAGAACAUGGACUUUAACGUGUCAAGUGACCUAAACCUCAUCUGUACAGAGGGCUGAAACUGAAGAGCUAUUUUCAUAUAUUUUCAGUAAACAUGGCGAGGAUUUGAACUGG